Molecule: messenger RNA, 1215 nt
Organism: Saitoella complicata NRRL Y-17804
Lineage: Eukaryota; Fungi; Ascomycota; Saitoellomycetes; Saitoellales; Saitoellaceae
Product: CRAL/TRIO domain-containing protein
Exons: 1
Coding region: 1-1215 (404 amino acids)
Source: RefSeq, a predicted model, not a curated record
AUGUCGACAGUUCAACGGCUUCCAGGUCGACCAGGGAACUUGACCACCGAGCAGGAAACCAAGCUUAAGGAGCUAUGGGCCGAGGCAUCCCGUGUCUUCGGUCUGACGACUACCCCUGGACCUUCCUCGUCCGACUCGACUGAUACCAAAUCCAUUGAGAAGAAGAAGAGUGGACGGUUUGGAUUACUCUCUCGCAAGUCGACCAACAAAUCCACCGAUCCCGAUAACACCGACGACAAGUUUAAUCAAAACAAAGAUUAUCAAGACGCUAUUGCCAACCAGACACCAGAUGAGCUGCGGAAGUCCUUUUGGGGGUUAGUCAAGGCGGACCAUCCUGAUGCUCUCAUGCUUCGAUUUCUCCGGGCUAGGAAGUGGGAUGUUCAGAAUGCUUUGAUCAUGCUUGUUUCUACAAUUCACUGGCGUUCCACGGAGAUGGAUGUUGAUGAACUCGUCUUCUCCGGAGAAGAGGGCGCCGCUAAGGCUGCUGACGACGGUACAAUCAAGCAGUUACGUAUGGGUAAGGCAUUCGUUCAUGGUACAGAUAAGCAGGGCCGACCUAUCUGUGUGAUUAGAAGUCGCUUGCAUCACGCUAAGGACCAAAACGAAGAGUCCAUGGAGCGAUUCACCAUUCUUUUGAUGGAGAGUACGCGAUUGAUGUUGAAGGAGCCCGCAGAUACUGCCACAAUCAUCAUGGACCUUAAUGGUUUUUCAAUGGCUAACAUGGAUUACACGCCGUUAAAGUUCAUCAUCAAGUGUUUCGAGGCACAUUACCCCGAAUCCCUGGGAGUGUGUCUCGUUCAUAAGGCGCCAUGGGUUGCACAAGGCAUCUGGAAGAUCGUCAAAGGUUGGCUGGACCCUGUCGUGGCCUCCAAAAUCCAUUUCACAAAUUCACAAGCCGACUUGGAACAAUUCAUCUCCCCUAACCAUAUUUACACGGAGCUUGGCGGCACGCAGAAAUGGGAAUACACCUACAUUGAGCCUGUUGCUGGCGAAAAUUUCAAGCUUGCGGACAGCACAACGAGGGAGAAGCUCCUUGCCGAGCGCAAUGUCAUUGAAGCGAAAUUUGAGGAGGCGACGAAGAAGUGGGUUGCCGGUGUCGACACAAAACAGGAGAGAGAAGCUUUAGCUGCUGAACUGCAACAUCAGUACUGGGCCCUUGACCCCUACGUCAGAGCUCGUACGGUGUACGAUAGGUUGGGGCUGUUGCAUGAGUAA